AUAAUAGCUAGCCAUAUCAGGUACUCGGACAAUUCGAUACAAACUUCUUUUCAUUUCUUAAGAAGAAGGUGUAAGAUAGAAUUGACAACUAAUAAAAUAGUAUAUAUAGUAAUGUCAACAAAUUGCUUACCCAAUUGUCAUAAGCAGAGUGUUAAAGCUGAAUAGCAGAUGAAGUUUCCCUCUGGAGCCAUGGGAAUAGUUAACAAUGUUGAUGAGAAGAGUGAAGAAUAAGAAAUUGAGAAGACUGAAGAUUAAAUGAGAUAAUCCAAGUCCAGCAACAACAGAUAGGUCUAAUCAUCAGGAAAUUAGCAUUAUAUAUAGGGUAUUUGUAACGUCUUUGUAUUUUGCAAGUAAGCCUGCAAUUUCUUAUCUCUAGUCUUCUUGGGUCCACUCUCACAAGUGCUAAACAAAAUUGUUGGAUUUUUCAGGUCAAUGAUUAUUAUCUUUCUGCAUCAUAACUAGUUUUGCAGCAUUUGAUACGUUACGCUCCUCUGUUCCAAUUCAAACUUCAAAGUUAUCAUCUUUUGACUGUUUGACAAUCAGGAAUACCUAACUCGCCAAAUGCCAAAUCCUUUUCCACAAGUUAAAAUGUAACAAUGGACUAUAUAUGCCAACACACUCGAGCAUCAAGCACCCAAUCAUUCUUUCCACAAAUCUGAGAAAAAGGAAUGGUGAACAUGAGUGAGGUAAGUCACCAAAGGAUCAAAACCAAUGGAAUAUGGAUGCACAUAGCAGAACAAGGGACAGGGCCUCUUGUGCUUCUUCUCCAUGGCUUCCCCGAAAUAUGGUACUCGUGGCGCCAUCAAAUUGGUUACUUGGCUAAACAUGGCUACCAUGUGGUUGCACCAGAUAUGAGAGGCUAUGGUGACACUGACUCACCUCUCAGCCCUAGCUCAUACUCUCUUCUUCACCUUGUUGGAGACCUUAUUGAUCUUCUUGACCAUUUUGGUCAACAACAGGCAUUUGUGGUGGGACAUGACUAUGGAGCUAUUGUUGCUUGGCAUCUGAGUCUGUUCCGGCCUGAUAGAGUCAAGGCAUUGGUUGCACUAUCUGCUCCGUACUUUGAACCAUCUUCAAGUAUCAGGAGUAUUGAAUCUUUCAGGCAAGGUUUUGGUGAAGGAUGUUAUGUUUGUCAGUUUCAGGAACCGGGAAGGGCAGAAAGAUCUUUUGCGAGAUAUGACUAUUUGACAGUGAUGAAGAAGUUCUUGCUGUAUAACAAGACAGAUUAUCUGGUAGCUCCACCUGGGAUGGAGCUUAUAGAUUAUCUGGAGACACCAGCAAAAUUGCCACCAUGGAUAACUGAGGAGGACCUCCAAGUCUAUGCUGAAAAGUUUGAGGAAUCUGGUUUCACUGGUGCUCUCAAUUAUUUUCGAACCCUUGAGUCGUACUGGGAGCUAAUGGGACCAUGGCGAGGAAAAAGGAUUAGUGUUCCAGCAAAGUUCAUUCUAGGUGACAAAGAUAUUGGUUAUGAUGCUCUGGGCACCGGAGAAUAUGUGAAAGGAGAUGUUUUCAAGAGUCUGGUACCGAACCUGGAAGUCGUAAUUUUAGAUGGUCACCAUUUUAUCCAGCAAGAGAAACCUCAGGAAGUCUCCCACGAAAUUCUCUCCUUCAUAAGCGAAUUUUCUACAGAAUAGAGUUUCUUUUAGUCUGAAUCAGAUUUUUCAGUAUCAAUACAAUGUAUGAGGAUUCUUAAUCUGUUUUAGAUUGAUGAGCAUUCCCGACUUACAUGUUUUA
Molecule: messenger RNA, 1734 nt
Organism: Rosa rugosa (rugosa rose)
Lineage: Eukaryota; Viridiplantae; Streptophyta; Magnoliopsida; Rosales; Rosaceae
Exons: 4
Coding region: 669-1634 (321 amino acids)
Molecular function (GO): hydrolase activity
Source: RefSeq, a predicted model, not a curated record